This is a messenger RNA of Funneliformis mosseae, 268 nucleotides long. The record is from the annotation of a GenBank genome assembly. Lineage: Eukaryota; Fungi; Glomeromycota; Glomeromycetes; Glomerales; Glomeraceae.
AUGAUAUUAAUACUUAUUUUGAUCUUGAACGGGUUGAUAAAUUAUAUAAUAUACAAAAAUUAAUUGAUUAUCUUGAAUUUGAAGAUCUGAUAGUUAUACAAGAAUUUGCUAUUAUAGAUGAUAAUAUUAUUCUUAAAACUUUAACUAAUGAAAAUAUUAUACAAUCAGUACAGCCUACACAAAAUAAUAAUGAAAAAAAUGAAGAAAAAGUACCUAUUCAACCUAUUUCUUCCAUGAUAGCAUUAUCAGCUUUAGAUAAUAUUUUAAA